GGAUGGGUCAAAGAGAUGGAUAGAUUGUGUGAAGGCGUGUGUCCAUGCGUGCGUGUGUGUGAAUCAGGGGGUGGGUGCAUUAGUGCAUGUCAGACAGCAAAGAGAGCCGCAGUUAUCUAGGAAUCUGAGUCAAAGGAACCUCACUAACAGAGACAGGGAGAGAGAGAGUGAGAGGGGGAGAGUGCAAGAGUAACAGAGGGAGAGAGAAAUAGGAAAGAGAGAAGUGGAGAGGAUGAAAGAGGUAUGCAGAUAGAAAGACAGACAGAGAAGAAGUUGAAGUUAACACAGAAAUAGAAGAAGGUUAUGGGAAAAGUGUGGAGGAACACCAUCGAAGGCUUCAAACAAAGCAUCAAGCGGAGCAGAAACCCAUCAAGAACACCAAAAAAAUACUCAAAAGAAGAGCGUCACUAAAGACUUGUCGGCACCCAAGUCCAAGAGGCUGGCAAGGCAGAACAGCUUUAAGGUGAAAACCGGUGUCAGGGGGGACAGUAAACGGAAAAACACAGAGGUGUAGUGUCUGAGAGACUGGAUUCUGCCCCGAAUUCUGCAGCUUUUCACAUUCUUUUAGGAGUUUUCCCAUGUUUCCAUUAGGCUCUCUCGGCGUGCUCCCCCUGCUGUCCCUGUGUGUAGGGGCCAUGUUGUCCCCCCCGGAUGCACCUCCAGCCUGUCCCCACUGCAAGGACAGUCUGGUGGCCGCUCCACCUGCGAGGACAGGGUCAGGGGAGUGUGAGGGACGCCCCGGGAUGGCAGGCUGCAGGGUGGCGGUCGCCCCCCUGGCUGCCUCUGACCCCCCUCUGAGGGUGGAACACAGACAUGAAGCUCGACAGGUUCAGCCUGAGUCCAGGGAUGUGUCGGAGCGUCUGGUCCAGUUGCAGCGCUGUAUGAAUUCCCUCCAGGAGCCAGGGGUCCCCAGGGGCCGUGUAGGCCAGGGAGGGGACACGCUGGGGGCCAUUCUGGCUCUGAUGGCUGCAGUACUGACAGAGUGUGACCUACACUGUCACAGUCAGGCCCUCAGGGCUAUGGCCAGGCGACUGGAGGGGGCAGCGGUUGGGAGAGAGGGAGAGAAAGACCUGAUACUACUGUUGAGGAGCAUCACACAACACCCUCCAACAGAAUAUACAGCUGUAAGAGCGCAAGUGUGUGUUGCAGCGGUCCCCUCAGCGAGGCUGCAUCCUCAGGACUGUGCUGAGAUCUAUCGUUUGGGGAUCAAAGAGAACGGAAUCUACACCAUCCAGCCUGACCCACGCAGACCUGCAGUGGAGGCAGAGUGUGACAUGGAUACAGCAGGCGGGGGGUGGACAGUGUUCCAGCGUCGGCGAGAUGGCUCGGUGGACUUCAACCGGACGUGGCAGGAGUACCGCGAGGGUUUUGGUUCCCCACAGGGAGAAUACUGGCUGGGGAACGCAGCGCUGCAUGCGCUAACCAACACUGGUCAACACCUGCUGCGUAUACAACUGGAGGACUGGCACCAGCAGAAACGCCAAGCCACCUACAACACUUUCAGAGUGGCAGCAGAGGCACAGAGGUACCGUCUGACAGCACGGGAGUACUCUGGUGACGCGGGCAAUGCCCUGAGCUACAGCAAACGCUACAACCACGACGGCCGAGCAUUCAGCACCAACGACCGUGACCACGAUCGCUACACGUCAGGGAACUGUGCGGAGUACUAUGGUGCAGGCUGGUGGUUCGACGCCUGCCUGGCGUCUAACCUGAAUGGACUCUUCUACCGUGGGCGCUACAGCGGGCUGACUAAUGGCAUAUACUGGGGCACCUGGUACAUCCUGACAGACAUUCACAGCGGAGAGCGCUACUCCUUUAAGAGUGUGGAGAUGAAGACACGCCCACGCAACUUCUAAUGAAGACUGACCUGGGAGCUAGUAGAUAAACAUACCCAAACAUAAUUCUUUUUCAGGAGAUGGCCAUAAACAAUAACUGGUAAUGUUGCAUAGUUAUAGAAAGGUCUGGAUCUCACCUUUCGGUAAAAAAAAAUGUUAUAAAUUGCUGAGAUAUACUCACUUGUGAGGACACAAGCUCAAUUACAUAGUACAAAUAUUAUGAAAAUAAAAAACAAUAUUCUGAAA
This is a messenger RNA of Oncorhynchus kisutch (coho salmon), 2081 nucleotides long. Its product is annotated as fibroleukin-like. Gene Ontology annotation, molecular function: extracellular matrix structural constituent; protein-macromolecule adaptor activity. The transcript is spliced from 6 exons. Gene Ontology annotation, biological process: positive regulation of heterotypic cell-cell adhesion; blood coagulation; blood coagulation, common pathway. Gene Ontology annotation, cellular component: fibrinogen complex. The coding region runs from base 579 to 1856 and encodes 425 amino acids. Lineage: Eukaryota; Metazoa; Chordata; Actinopteri; Salmoniformes; Salmonidae. The record is from RefSeq and is a predicted model, not a curated record.